AUGGGUCCGUCUCGACGAGCUUCUGCAAGUGCAAUAACCACUAUCAGUGAAAACGAUGAACAAGCACCAUUUUCAGGAGCCGUAAUGCCAACAUUUUCAACACCACCACGUGCCGGUCGAAAGUCAUCGAUAGCUGCUAUAUUUGAUGAUCGUCGACGCGAUGAAAGCGCUUUAAGAUUCGCACGACCAAAUUUGCGUCAUUUAUGGGCUAAAUAUGAUGUUCCAUAUAUUAUUGGUGAAGAUGUUUCUGCUCCAAAUCAUACAUUAUGUGAAUUAUUAUUAAUUCUAUGUUCAUGGUGUCUUGUUGUACUAUUUUUUCCAUUUUCAAUCGCUAUUAUAUUAAAAAUUGUCCAAGAAUAUGAACGUGCUGUUAUAUUUCGUUUAGGCCGUUUAACUACUAGUUCAGCACGUGGUCCUGGCAUGUGUUUUACUUUACCAUGUGUUGAUACAUUACAUCUUAUUGAUAUGCGCACAGUUUCAUUUGAUGUUCCACCACAAGAAGUUUUAACACGUGAUAGUGUGACAGUUGCUGUUGAUGCUGUUGUUUAUUAUCGUGUAUUUAAUCCGACUGUAUCGGUUGCUAAUGUUGAACAUGCUCAGGAAUCAACACGUCUUUUAGCGCAAACAUCAUUGAGAAAUGUUCUUGGUACACGGCUUCUAUCGGAGUUAUUGUCUGAUCGUGGUUCUGUAUCCAAUGCAAUGCGUGAAUGUUUAGAUGAAGCAGCAGACAGUUGGGGUAUUAAAGUUGAAAGAGUCGAAAUCAAGGAUGUACGUCUACCAAAAAUGUUACAACGUAUUAUGGCUGCUGAAGCUGAAGCUGCGCGUGAAGCGCGCGCAAAAAUUAUUGCUAGUGAAGGUGAAUUUAAAGCGUCACGUGCAUUGAAAGAGGCAGCUGAUACACUCGCACAAUCUCCAUAUGCAUUGCAAUUACGUUAUUUACAAACAUUAAAUGGUAUUGCAACAGAACAAAAUUCAACUAUUGUAUUCCCAGUACCACUUGAUAUUUUUUCAUUGUUUCAAAAUAGUGAAUUAGCUUUUAAACCACCACCACCACCAACAACAGCAUCGAACACAGUGGAUCAAUUCGCUGCAAAAGAAAUGCUAAUGCCAGCGACAUUAUUAACAACAACAAAUAUGUAG
Molecule: messenger RNA, 1140 nt
Organism: Rotaria socialis
Lineage: Eukaryota; Metazoa; Rotifera; Eurotatoria; Philodinida; Philodinidae
Source: the annotation of a GenBank genome assembly